AUGGCGCAGCCAACCUCUGCCGAAGCGAACGGCGCAUCGACGCCUGUCAACGACGAGAAUGGACACCUCGCCGUCCCGGGAAAGCGAAAACGCGACAAUGACGACGAUGCGGGUGCGGACGACAUGACGGGCGUCGAGGAACAAAAGUUGACUACACCCCACCGAUGGGCUAGAGGGGCGCAAAAAGAUCUGAUAAAGAACUACUUUGAGGUUUUGAAGAGCUUCGAUGUCGAGCCCGCCAUCCUCAAACGGCCCCUAGAAGACCCGCAACCUCAAGACGAGCCUGACACGAAGCGGCAAAAGUCCUCCGAACCGCCGUCGCUGAAAACAAUAUCGGACAAGAUCGCUGCCGAUGCCUACACCCACGUUGAGGACAUCGCCGCUGACGUUGUAUCUGCGGCUGACGCUGCACUGUCGGAAAUCAGGGCCAAGGCCCCAGAUGGUUCUGGCAGUGUGGAGAGUACAAAAGCGAUCGCUCGUAUUACUGAAUUCAAAGCACAAGCUACUGCUCUGCUUGAGCGGGAAAAGGCAUACCCCAAGGUCGCUUCAUCGGAGGUCUUGGAUGGUGGAGAGGAAUCCAAGGCUGCAUCGCGUAAGAGCCAGGCCAUAUUAUCGGUAGUUGGCUACGCGCCGCAAGAGAGGCGGCUCUUUUCGAGUCUGCCAUUGUCUCACGACAUUGAUCUGACAGAGUUCAACCUGCCACCUGGCGUUACGUUUUCGCGCACUGUCCCCUCCAACUCCCAAGAAAGAACACAGACUUUGGGCGAAUUAUUUGGUCCUCCUCGCCCUCUCCCUUCUCUGCAGCCGCCUAAGCAGCCCAAGACUCAGGCAAAGGGGAACACACUAGACUUUUAUCACCCAGAGUUAGCCGAUACAGCCAAGUAUCGGGGGUCCUGCUAUUUCAGCACGAAGCUGUCGUCCGGCUACUACCUCGAUUAUGCCAAUGCAACGCCUUCAUACCAAGCCAAAACCAAACAGCGAGAACGCGCCCAAAGUCUUGCGGGCAAGAAGCCCUCUACAUCCGAGUUGGAGAUGUCGGAGAUGGAGGCGCUUUUCAGAGGCGCCUUCUCCAGUUUCGCCCCCUGCAAAGAUGAUGCAGGUGCUGUAAUUCCAUCAGGCAUUGCUGGUAGGAUGUGGUGGCAAAAGAAUGGCUCGAAAAGCUUCCAGAGGAUGGUUGAGGUCGAGUAUUAUCCUGAAAUAGCAGAUGCGGAUGCCUUCAGCGACAACACCAAAGUCGAAGAACUGGACGAGGAUGCUGUGCAGGAUGCCAUUGACCAUUGGGAUGACAGUGCCAUUGACCCUACACUGGAAGACGCCAUUGGCUCCAAACGUGAUGACGGCGAGAAGGAGGCUGAUGAUAUUCUUGAUGAGGUCAGCGACUUGAUUGAGACUCUGGCGUCCUAUCAGCGCAUUCGGAACCUUACCCUACCAAAUUCCCAAAACCGACAGUCCAGCGACCCCGUUAAUGGCGACAUGCUGGCUAAUUCUGGACCUCAACCGUCUGAAGAAGAGCAGGCCACGUACGAGAUGCUCAAGGCUCAGCUGGCCUUGAUUAUCAAGACCCUACCUCCGUACGCGGUGGCCAAGUUGAAUGGAGACCAGCUGGAUGACUUGCUCAUCAGCACCAAGGUUCAGGUUCAAACGGAUCAAUAUCGCGGCGUCAUGGAGGAAGACGACGCCGGUGUACAGGCUCGUAUUCGAGCGCAACAACAAGCUGCGGCUGCGCAGGCUGCUCAGGCUAAUGCUCGACCACCUUCGCAACAACGGUCUGCUAGUAUUUCGACACCCUAUGCCAACCAGUAUCAGCAUGCGCCGCAGUACGCUACACCAACGCGAACUCCCUCUCAUCCUCAGCAAUACUUCCGAUCCAUGCCCACACCAAAUUUCCAACAGCCUCGAAACAUGGGCAGUCCCGCGCAGCAACAAGCCAGGACGCCGCAACCGAACCAGUAUACUCGGCCGAACGGCUAUCCCAACCAGUAUGCUACGCAACUGGCUAAAGCUCAGACACCCUAUGGCCACCAGAACAUGCCUCAGUAUGCCAAUCAACAACGACCACCACAAUACGGUCAACUUCAACAGCAGGGUCCGCCGAAUGCUGCUCGAUUCCAAUACCAGCAGGCAUAUCAGCAUCAACAACACCAACAACACCAGCAACAUCAGGGACAGCCCGGCACUCCCGGCCAGCCCAAUUAUGCGGCGUAUACAAAUGGUGCCGGCAUGCCGCCCCGGAACAUGUCGCCUCAAAUCCCUCAACAACGGCAUGCAUAUAGCCCGUCUCCAAACAUGCAGCAAGCUCAACGGUUCGGAGUCCCUGGUCAGGGAAAUCCGCAAAUGGCAAGGCACGCCAGCAAUCCGGGACAGCAUCCUCAAUAUAAUCAAUCCCCGGGGUUGACUGGAUACCAUACCGUCAUUCCGGAAGCCCAACAACAGCGCAUCUUGGAACAAGCGAAAGCCCGAGUUGCCGCACAAGAGAGAUCCGCCAUGUUUGGUGAAAAGAUGGCUCAGCCAGGUUUCGCCGGUAUGGCCAUGGGUUAUCCCGGGAACAUGGAUGCCAGCAGACUUGCUGCAGCACGCGCAAAUAUGAUGAACCAGCAGAAGCCACAGACACCUGUUGGCCAGCGGCAAGGGAUGAAUGGCACACCCCAACCACAAUAUGGUCCUCCGUCCAAAGUGACGCCUGUUCCAGUGCCUCCAAUCCCGGGUGCCGGGCAGCAGCAGCAUGGACAACCACAACAGAUGCAGCAACCGCAUCAGCAACAUGUACCAAAUCCGGAAUCAUAA
This is a messenger RNA of Pochonia chlamydosporia 170, 2784 nucleotides long. RefSeq lists its product as hypothetical. The record is from RefSeq and is a predicted model, not a curated record. The coding region runs from base 1 to 2784 and encodes 927 amino acids. NCBI's taxonomy places the organism in Eukaryota, Fungi, Ascomycota, Sordariomycetes, Hypocreales, Clavicipitaceae. The transcript has 2 exons.